Acanthoscelides obtectus is the source of this 543-nucleotide messenger RNA. The record is from the annotation of a GenBank genome assembly. Lineage: Eukaryota; Metazoa; Arthropoda; Insecta; Coleoptera; Chrysomelidae.
UCACUUGUCUAUGAUGACUCCGAGGAAGCUGAAGUUUCUCUGGCUAUCAACAAAUCAAACGACAAGAUGACUUGGGGUCCUGAUGGAAUUCCAUCAUGUUUAGUGGAAGAUUGUGCAAGAGUGCUUGUGCCUAUACUGUGUGUACUAUUCAAUUUAAGCUUCAGAUCAGCUUCCUUUGGGGGAGUACACAGUCUCUUCAUAGGAUGCAGUUUAAUAACAAGUAUCGAAACCAUAUGCUACUGCUUCUUCAUAUUCGUCGUUAACCUCAAAAUAUUUGGAAAAGUAACAAUUGACUACGGAGUAUCUCAACAAUAAAACCACAAAAGGGUGCCUAUCUGGUCGUCCAGCUUAUACUUCAGUCUGAGUGCUAUUAGGACGAACAGUUUAAAAUCUGUAGAAAGUGACCAAGUCCCAGUCUACUCAAUGCUACCCGCAUCUCAAGAUGGAUCUCGAUACACAUCAUGGACUUGACUCCAUUAGGCGGCGACCGCUGAGAGUUGCCAGAACAACGACGACAACAAAUUUCAAUGUUGAGACUUUUAC